GCAGAGCAGGGCAGACUCUCCCCUCAGAUGAUGGAGACCCUGGAGGGAGCUGAACUCUGCUUUCCACAACUCCUCAACUCCUCUUGCACAAAGCUGCAGCAUCCUAAAUCUGUCUCCACGCUCAUUUACAUCACACUGUCCGUCAUCUGUGUGCUCACUGUGACUCUCAACCUGCUCGUCAUCAUCUCCAUCUCACACUACAAGCAGCUGCAAACACCCACAAACCUCCUCCUCCUCUCUCUGGCUGUCUCAGAUUUCUCCAUCGGCCUCCUCAUGAUGUUUCAGAUCGCUCUCGUGGAGGGCUGCUGGUACUUCGGUGAUCAAGUGUGUGCUUUCUACUUUGUCCUGGACUACACCUUCACCUCCGCCUCCAUAGGAACCAUGGUGCUCAUAUCUAUCGACCGCUACGUGGCCAUCUGUCACCCUCUGCACUACUCCUCUGUGCUCACUCACAGGAAGGUAGAUUUCUCUGUGUCGUUCUGCUGGACGUUCUCUCUCCUCUUUCACUGUGUGAGAUUCAGGAACAACCUGAAAUACCUGGGGAAGUUUAAAUCCUGUGUGGGAGAAUGUGUGGUUAUCAUUGAUCAGGUUUCUGGAUUCGUGGACCUCAUCAUGUCCUUCCUGGGUCCCAUCUCUGUGAUUGUUCUCCUGUACCUGAGAGUGUUUGCGGUGGCUGUGUCUCAGGCUCGUGCGAUGCGGACUCACCUGAAGUCCAUCACCCUGCAGUGCUCAGUGACCGUUACGGCCAUGAGGUCUGAGAUGAAGGCUGCCAGGACUCUGGGGGUGGUGGUGGUUGUGUUCCUGGUGUGUGUGUGUCCGUAUUUCUGUGUUGCUCUCUCAGGUCAGGGCGCUGCGCUCAGCACGUCCUCCGCUGCCUUCAUCAUCUGUCUGUUCUACUUUAACUCGUGUCUGAACCCUCUGAUCUACGCCCUCUUCUACCCCUGGUUCAGAAAGACCAUCAGACUCAUCUUCACGCUGCAGAUCCUGAAGCCUGACUCCUGUGAGGCCAACAUACUGUGAAGACUCAUAUGCAUCCACACAUCCUGAAACAUGAAGAGACAUCUCUGCUCACUGAUUUAACACAGACCUCUUCUCUUCUUGGUGUGUUUCAGAAACAUGUUUGAGUCUUCUUGUUGUUGUGUCUUCUCUGCUGAUAUGAUGUGUUUACUGUGACUGUAGCUGCGACG
Notolabrus celidotus (New Zealand spotty) is the source of this 1187-nucleotide messenger RNA. RefSeq names its product trace amine-associated receptor 13c-like. Bases 28 to 1020 code for a protein of 330 amino acids. Gene Ontology annotation, cellular component: membrane. Gene Ontology annotation, molecular function: trace-amine receptor activity. The record is from RefSeq and is a predicted model, not a curated record. The transcript is spliced from 2 exons. Gene Ontology annotation, biological process: G protein-coupled receptor signaling pathway. Lineage: Eukaryota; Metazoa; Chordata; Actinopteri; Labriformes; Labridae.